Molecule: messenger RNA, 5745 nt
Organism: Rhineura floridana
Lineage: Eukaryota; Metazoa; Chordata; Lepidosauria; Squamata; Rhineuridae
Gene: OXCT1
Product: 3-oxoacid CoA-transferase 1
Exons: 17
Coding region: 149-1735 (528 amino acids)
Biological process (GO): ketone body catabolic process
Cellular component (GO): mitochondrion
Molecular function (GO): succinyl-CoA:3-oxo-acid CoA-transferase activity
Source: RefSeq, a predicted model, not a curated record
ACCCCAUUUGCUAGGCGCGCUCGCUUUUUUCCAGCAGCAUCGCGUCGAGGGGGCUGGGCAUCGAUCGCCGCCGCCUCCUCCUCGCCAAAGCUGCCGCUCGCACCGGCUUCUUCCUCUUCGCCCUUGCACGCCCGCGAAAAGCUCGAAGAUGGCGGCUCAGAGCCUCCUGGCCCGGUUUAGCCGCUGCCUCCCCUCCGCGUCCCGCUGGGGGCCCGGCUGUGGCACAGCGCAGCUCCUACUCAGAGCCCCGGCCAAGAGUUGUGGCUGCUGUUUUUCUACAAGCAGCCAUCACAACACUAAAUUUUACACUGAUCCAGUAGAAGCAGUAAAAGAUAUACCCAAUGGGGCCACUCUCCUUGUUGGUGGUUUUGGGCUCUGUGGCAUUCCCGAGAACCUCAUAGGAGCACUGUUGAAGACUGGCGUAAAAGGCAUAACUGCUGUCAGUAACAAUGCAGGGGUAGACAACUUUGGACUUGGGCUCUUGCUUCAGUCCAAGCAGAUCAAACGCAUGGUAUCGUCCUAUGUUGGAGAGAAUGCAGAAUUUGAGCGGCAGUAUUUGUGUGGGGAGCUAGAAGUAGAGCUUACGCCACAGGGCACCCUUGCUGAGCGGAUUCGAGCAGGAGGAGCAGGCAUUCCAGCUUUUUUCACCAGCACGGGGUUUGGGACUUUAGUGCAAGAAGGAGGAGCGCCGAUCAAAUACAACAAAGAUGGCACUGUUGCCCUUGCCAGUGAACCAAGAGAGGUGAAAGAGUUUGAUGGCCGACACUAUAUUAUGGAAAAGUCAAUAACAGGAGAUUUUGCGCUAGUGAAAGCAUGGAAGUCUGAUCGCGCUGGAAAUAUUAUCUUCAGGAAAACAGCAAGAAAUUUUAACCAGCCCAUGUGUAAAGCGGCCAAAACAACUGUGGUGGAGGUAGAAGAAAUUGUUGAUGUAGGUUCAUUUGCUCCAGAAGAUAUUCAUGUCCCUAAGAUCUAUGUCCAUCGUCUCAUCAAAGGGGAAAAGUAUGAAAAAAGAAUUGAGCGAUUAACGCUCUGCAAACCUGAAGAUACCCAAGGCAAGCAGAAGAAAAGUGGGGAUAAUGUAAGAGAGAGGAUCAUCAGGCGAGCGGCUCUUGAAUUCGAGGAUGGCAUGUAUGCUAACCUGGGUAUUGGCAUUCCACUGCUUGCCAGCAACUUUAUUAGUCCAGACAUAACUGUUCAUCUACAGAGUGAAAAUGGAGUCCUUGGCUUGGGACCUUAUCCAUCUGAAAGUGAAGUUGACCCUGACCUCAUCAAUGCAGGCAAAGAGACAGUCACUGUGCUACCAGGGUCUUCCUACUUCUCUAGUGACGAAUCUUUUGCAAUGAUUCGAGGGGGACAUGUUAAUUUGACUAUGCUUGGAGCGAUGCAGGUGUCUAAAUAUGGUGAUCUAGCCAACUGGAUGAUUCCUGGUAAGAUGGUGAAAGGAAUGGGUGGCGCCAUGGACUUGGUGUCCAGCUCAAGAACUAAAGUGGUUGUCACUAUGGAGCACUCUGCAAAGGGCAAUGCCCACAAGAUUUUGGAAAAAUGCACUUUGCCAAUUACUGGGAAACAUUGUGUGAAUCGCAUCAUAACGGAAAAGGCUGUGUUUGAUGUUGAUAAGAAAAAGGGACUGACGUUGAUUGAAAUCUGGGAAGGACUGUCAGUGGAUGACAUCAAGAAAAGCACUGGUGCUGAGUUCACAGUUUCGCCAAACCUCACACCAAUGAAGCAGAUUUAGACCUGAGAAGUAAACUGGGAUUAACUUCCAUGCUUCCAGUGAAGGGGAAUCAAAUAUCUGUUUUGCAAUUAUGCAUUUUAAAGAGGUCUUUGUAAGUAGAUUCUUUGGUAGUUAGCAUUCAGGCUGACUAUGUAACUAGAACUAUGUAAAUGUUUGUUCACACAUAACAGUAAAGUUUCCAAAAAUAAAUCCUAUCUGGUACUUAGAUAUUUAUAAUAUCAUACUGCAGGUUUGACUGCUGAUAAACAAUGGCAAAAGACAAUAGCCUGGUUCCAAUGAUCAUACGUUGGUUUACUAAGCUGAGAUACACAUGAGCUUACGACUCCUUUAUUCCUUUCUUAGUUCAAGCCCCACAUAAUCCAGAAAGUCUCUAGUUUAACCAAAGUUUCCUUUUUGUGUGUGUGAGCAAGCAAGGAUAUUCAAACAACUUCAGAACACUGUUUAAGAUCCUGGCUAGUUCCAAAGCUGAUAACCAUAGUUUCCUGGUUUGGACAAAACAGAAGACUGGUUAACUAGAUGGUUCCUGCUUUGCUGCAGUGGAGGAAGGGAGGAGGAAAUGGGGCACACGUGCAGGCAAAAGGCUCAUGCAUACCUCUGCCUAAGUCGAUAUAUGAUCAAACGUGGCCAAUUUCUUGCAGAUAUGAUCAUAAUACUUUAACUUUGUAUGAAGGCAGAGGUCAUUUUCAUGCACAGACCAUGUUAAUGUGCAACUGCCUAUGUAGUAGGCUGCAACUGCGUGCACACACAAGGUACAGAACAACAUGUUGAUCUUCAAACAUGUAAAUAAUCACAAGUUUAGAUAUUCAGGAGUUGUAUUUCGAGACGUUCAAAAAGCUAAAAGGCUACUUAUAGGGCUGUUUAUAUUCUGUAAUCAAAAGUCAUCAUUUUGUUAAACCACCAUGUUUCUAGUUUUCAGGUGCAAAGAUAGGCUUGAAAGUCUGCUAAAAUCUCAGAAACCAAGGACAGAAUUUGCUUUUGAGAUUUUCAGCAGUAAAGGGAUGAGACUUCUGUGCUCUGCAUGAACUCCUUACCUUUCCUCAUGAGCGGCAUUGAGAGCACUUUUAUGUUGAAGUUGCAAGGUAGAAAUAAAAAAAAUGUCUAGCAGAAUACUUUUUGCAAAGAAAACAGCCAGAGAUUUGUUUAAUUGACAUGAAUUGUGCAGGCCACAGAAUUCAGCUGCUCUUUAUUCAAAAUUUGGGUUACCUUGGCAUGUGGUUUUGAUUAUUUAUGUUCUGAAUAUAGACAGCCCUAGAUUGCAUAGGAAACAUACGGUGAAUUGACUAUCUUUCGGUUAAUGGAAGUUCUGUUGAAAAGGAAGCUGCUGUCAUUCUCUUGUGGUUAAUUUUUUUUACUGACUUCUUAAUAAAUGCAUACAAAGUUGCAUAUCUACAGCUAAUGUCUGGAUUCUGCCUUUCCAUUUUAACAAUGAAUCAUUCGCACAAAUUUCUAAUGACAUUAGUGGGAGCAAGGUAGGGCCUUUUUACUGCAACCCCUGUGCCAUUUAUAUGUUGUAAGUAAUUAUGCCACCUGAAAUUGGACCUUUUCCUCUGUACUUUGAAACAGUAGCAGGUCAUAUUUCUCUCUUUUUUUUGCCCUGGGCAGUUCCAAAAGGCUGGACCUUUCCCCACCCUCUCCCACUCCAAAGAUGGUGGAAGUGUACAAACUGGGCUGUGAUUAUCUAUCUGACACUUGAUCAGUAAAGGUUAUUUUAAAAAAUACUAUUUGAGGAGAGGCAUAUAAAGCGAAUAUGGUAGAGGUUUCAACACGGGAGACUUCGUUUCAAAUCCCUAUUUAGCCAUUGAGCUCAUUGGGUGGUCUUGGGUGAGACAGUCUCAGCUUAUCCUACCUCAAGGAUUGUUGUGUGGCUAAGAUGCCAUUCCUGAGCAACUUAGAGGAAUGUUCAUAGGGUUCCAUGUGCUGGUGUUCAGCUCCAUCCCAGGAGACAUUGGUGGUGUCAUGCUGCAUGCAUGCAGGUGUCCUCAGAAAGUUCAGUCUCCACCCCUGACUUAUCUUGGCAAAACUUUGGCGGUGGUGGGGAACCACAAAGGAGCAGGGAUGGCAUCCUUUAUUGAUGAUCCCCUGCUUUUUCCUUCUAAGAGUACAGCCAUGGUGCUGUACUAACUCCGUAGUUCCCUGCAGAAGUUCAGACUUCCAUCCCUUAAUCCAUUCUGACCCUCCAUCUCUAAUCACCAUUACCAGACACCAUCAGCUCUUCCAGAAUUAACACUUCAGGGCUUUGCAACCCUACCGGAGUAUGGCUUCCAAUAUUGUUACUUUCCGAGCAAAUACCGAGCUACUGUUCUGUUCUUCAGGAGCCUUAAAACUAAGGGAGGAUAUUGAUCUUCUUUCACCGCUGAAUGACCCAAGAUCAUAUUGAUAUCUGCCCCUGCCCUGCCAUCGUUUCAUGUGACUAUGAACAGGGCAAACAAAUCCACUUGGCUUCUCGGUAGCUGAUACCCACUUUUUUUGGUGGUUAGAUGCAUGUCUGGCAUCCUCCCCCCCCCCCCAAAAAAGCACUGAAAUACACAAAUUUGGUAGUGAUCAUGACAAGCUUUGAAGGACUGGAGCUUAGUGGUAGAACACCUGCUUUGCAUUCACCCCCUGGCAUCUCCAGGUAGGACUGAGAAAGACUCCCUGUCUGAAACCUUGGUGAGUUUAAGUGCCAGUUUAGACAAUGCUGAGCUAAAUGGACUGUUAAGGCAGCUGCCUGAGUUUCUGUGAAAAACGAGAAGCGAGAAUUUUUUCAUUUCUCCUUCACGGCAGGGAUGCUGCUAAGUAUUUAAGGGAGGCAUAGGCCCAUGACACACAUUUGCAUAAAAUUUGAUUAUGCUAAAGUAUAGAUGCCUCUGCACAACUUAAGGUGACUGUGCCCUGUGCUUUGUAAUGUGCCCAGCCACAUGUAAUCGAAGGGGUGUGUGUGGUGUGUGUGAAAUUAAGUGUAGGAACAUAGAAAGCUGCCGCACGAGUCAGACUAUUGAUCCAUCUAACUCAGUAUUGUCUACACUGACCGGCAGUGGCUCUUCAGGGUUUGAGGCAACGAAUCUUCCCCAGGCCUAUCUGAAGAUGCUGAGGAUUGAACAUGGGGCCUUCUGUGUGCAAAGCAGACGCUGUACCACUGAGCUAUGGUCCUUAUAGUAGGGAAAUAGGGAGGAGAUCUGUGGCUCAGUGCAAAAAAAGGGGGGGUUGGUUCUCAUAGGGCAGCCCCAACAACAAACCUGCUUCAUGGUAUAUGAAUUCUGGUUGCAUGUAAGAGGGCUAGUACAGUAUUGAUGGUAGCAUUCUUUUGGGUUGUUAAGCAUUUACAGCAUGAGGAGCAUGGCAUUGAGGGGAAAAGAUGCCUACAGUUAGUGAAUGCAUGAUAGAUGUGUACGACACCAUGCUUGAUGAGCCAAAAAUAGAUGCAUCAUCUCCCGUUGUAUCAGAACUUUGCGGUCACCCAAUGAAAUUGAUGAAUGAUAUUCUGAACAGAUUUUUAGAAAGUACCUCUUCACACAAGAUAAUAUAAUACGGUAAUGUUAUUAAUGCCCUAGAGGAUUAGACAAAUUACCUGGAGAAGUUAAUUGAUGGCUAUUAGUCAUGAUAGCUGUAUGGAACCUCCAGCUUCAGAGAUAGUAUACCUUUCUCCCUUCCCCCCCCCAAAACAAAUCCUGGUAUUUAGCAGGAAAGAGCUUUCCCCCCCCUCCAGCUCUGGUUGUGGGCUUCUCAGAGGCAUGUAGCUGACCAAUGUGAGAAAUUAGAUAUUCUUUUGACAAACAGCACUUACUGUCCAAAUUUCAGGUGGUGCAAAUGUACCUAACAACAGAACUGAUGCUCUUGGAUGUAAAAUAUGUGCCCCUUCACUUGGCUAGAUUUUCUUUUCUUUCAUGUUUUGUAUGUCUUCAUACUCUUGGUUCUGUCCAUUGACAUGGAAAAAAGUGAAGAGCUGACCUACCUUAAUGAAUGGACUGUAAACGGUGCCUGGACCUUCUGUAUGUAUUUGCAAACAGUCAAUAAAACAAAACUCACAAAGA